AAAAGUUGGUCAAAGUAAACGACGAGAGGGAGGGCAUGAUAAGUAUGAAAAGAAAUAGAGAAAAGUAAAAAAGAAGUAGGUGGGCAUUUGAUAUCAUCUACAAGAACAAGCAGCAGUUGGGGAGGGGGUUGGGAGGUGGUAGAGGCAAGGAAUAAUGGCAGAGGUAAGCAUCAACAGCAGGCUGUUUGUGGGGAAAUCAUUGAUCUUGCUGCCAUUCUCAAAAACAUGUAGCAGUAUCAAUAUCAAUAUCAAUAUCAAUAUGAACAAGGUAUUAGAGUUGAGAUCAGGGAACAGGAGGAGGUUGAGGAGGGUUGUAUGCGGAAGCAAUGGAAACAAUAAUAAUAGCGAGGUAGGCGGCGGAGGUACUGGUACUGGUAAUACUAAUAAGAAGAAGGGAGUCCCAAAUUCGAAUUAUGUGGUGCCUUUGGAUAAAUCAUUCUCAUCAUCCUACUCUUCCUGCAUCACUCGUCCCCUUGCUGAGAUCCUCCGUGACCUCAAUAAGAGGAUUCCCGACAACAUCAUCACUCCUUCCAACACUUUCAUCCCCUGGUACCAUGCCAAUCGGAUGCUUAGCUUCUAUGCCCCUGGAUGGUGUGGAGAAAUACGCGAUGUUAUCUUCUCUGACAAUGGAAGCGUGACUGUGGUUUACCGUGUCACCAUAAGAGGAUCGGAUGGAGAGGCAUAUCGUGAGUCAACUGGGACAGUAUCACCCAGCGACGGCCAUAUUGUAGAUCCAGUUGCUGCGGCAGAGGAAAUAGCUUUUUGCAAAGCAUGUGCCCGUUUUGGCCUUGGCUUGUACCUAUAUCACGAAGAAUAGAUACUAUACAUGACAAAGGAAAGACCCUCCAAUAUGUUUCUAGUUGUUGCUCUUUCCCUUUUUCCUUUUUCUUUUUCUGUGUUUAUUUUUAAAGCAGUAGCUCUUGCGCAUUUGAAGAUCAGAAGAUUGUAUUUAAUGUCUUGACCUAUAGACUUGUGUAAAUAUCCAGCAUUUCCAGGUAAUCCAGUUUGGCUGCUGGACUAUGUAGAAAGUUUCAUAGCUGCCCGUAAGAUAAAAACCUUACUUUUUUUACCAAACAAUUGAAAGAGUACUACCCUUAUUCACACUA
Ricinus communis (castor bean) is the source of this 1106-nucleotide messenger RNA. Its product is annotated as DNA repair RAD52-like protein 2, chloroplastic. Gene Ontology annotation, molecular function: DNA binding. The transcript has 4 exons. The record is from RefSeq and is a predicted model, not a curated record. Gene Ontology annotation, biological process: double-strand break repair via homologous recombination. Bases 155 to 817 code for a protein of 220 amino acids. NCBI's taxonomy places the organism in Eukaryota, Viridiplantae, Streptophyta, Magnoliopsida, Malpighiales, Euphorbiaceae.